UCUCAUCCUGCUGUACACAUUCACUCUCACUCUCACUCUCACUCCUUGAUCUACGCUCGGUUAACUUUGCCGUCCUAAAGCGACCUGUCAAUUUGACAACGUACGCAAUGGCAUCACCUAGCUCUGAAGUCAUCGAUGAAGCUGACGACUGCGACUUUUCUCCUUCCAGUCCAGAGAUUGGCAUGGCAAGGGAAGGUGAGAGCGAGAUUAGCGGAUGUAGUCUGGAUGAUGAUGAAGAGGCUGUCGCAGACCCAGGUCUGCCUCGGACGCUGUCCAACCUAGUCGAGGAACAUGGUGCCGAUACUGGACCCGACAACCAUGCAAAUACUUUGCCCUCGAAGUGUCAAGUUCAGUUGUCACGACCAGGAAACACUCAAGGAAUAAGCUCGGCACCAGAUGAGCAAGCUGCGGUCUUAGCCCCAACAUGUGCUCCGCCACUUCGCAGUGCCAGAGCGAUGAAUACACUCCUCUACGACCAGAAGUACCACCCGAUGGACGAUUUCAUCCGGCCUUCCUCAGCAGCCAAGCGUCGUUCAAUACACGGUGUAACCAGCGGUGUUCUCGACAAUGAGGCAUCUGAAGAUUCUAGCUCCGAUAUGGCAAGCAUACUUGGCGAUACAGACAGCGAUGAUGAAGAUUCGCAGCCGCCCACGAGAGGUCAAAAGAGAAAAAGAUCAAAGUCUCCAAGCUCAGAGCCCACGCGGCGCUCAUCUCGUCAGAGAACAACACCGAAGGUAUCCUACAACAUGAAAAUUCACCCUCAAGACAGCGAUUUGAAGCGAGUUUGGGCAUGCGAUGGAUCUAACAGCUCACCCUCACCGACGAAGAAAGUCAGUCUCCACGCAGACACAUCUCUCAGAUCAGAGAAUCGGCCAGAUAACUCUCAGGAGGUUUAUGAGUCGCUUUUUGCAGAUUCUCCGGAGGAUUCCUCAUCAGAGCGAUCAUCGGAAUCAGUACAGAAUCCACCAAUAUUGGAGAUUUCUAUUACUGAACCUGUUUCAGAGCAGUCAAUUUCACCCGCCGAUUCAUACCAGGACUUGCAUCCAGACGUCGCAUACCUGGGUGGUAAUCUGAGGUCCUGGCCAGACGUGAAGGGGCUUCCGUUCUGCGUAUACACAGAGCGCAUAGAAGAUCAGUUGAGCGCAGAGGCAGAGGCAGCAUCACCAUUCCACUAUGAGGACGAUGAUAAAGAGAACGAUGUGAUCAACCCUGAAUUUGUUCCCACACCAAACCCCCUUGACGGCAUAUCGAUCAUACCAGCUUCACACUACCGACGAUCUCCAGGAUUCCAUUCUGGACCAGCUCAUGGCUCAAUAGCCAGUCAUGCAUUCUACGCACAUCCUCAAUUUGAGGCGUCACCAUAUGGUCUGGGCUGGAGCGAUGGUAUUCACGAUGCAGGCAACAGCUACACGCGCGACUGUCCCCUUACCGACUACAUGAGUAUCCUGGCAUCUGGCGAGAAUCUACCUCGAGCUUCUACACCUCCGGAAAUACGUCCAUGUAGUAACAAUCCUUCUGAUGGUUCUUCUCCGUCACGAAGCCUGAAAGAAUUCGAUCUUCGACGCUAAAUAUGCGCUUUGGAUGGAAACAGACAUUUAACAUCUACGAAGUCUGUUCAAACAGGGGAUGUAAUUAGGUUCUAGAGUCGCUAAGAGCCGGUCGUCAGCAUCAUUGUGCAAAAAAAAGAAGGGACAGCAUUAGGGGCGGCAAGCAGAUGAUG
Molecule: messenger RNA, 1720 nt
Organism: Boeremia exigua
Lineage: Eukaryota; Fungi; Ascomycota; Dothideomycetes; Pleosporales; Didymellaceae
Exons: 4
Coding region: 108-1568 (486 amino acids)
Source: RefSeq, a predicted model, not a curated record